GCACAUUUCUCUGAGCGCUUCUCUUGAAGAAGCGAUCUCAUGCGAUUAUUGGAAAAUCAUGUAGGAAAGUUUGUGCACUCUGAUGCAGAAAAAGAACUUGGAUAGAGCUGAAAAAUGCCCAUGGGUCAUAAUUUCUCAACUGUGACCAUCAUGCUCCAGAUAUGUGUGAUGUUCUGUUUGCUGUCAGUUGUCGUCUCCCAGUCAACAUAUUCCUCACCCAAGAGAGGUCGCAACAUCACCAUCCACUCCUCCCAGCUGGUCUGCAGUCUGCCAGGCCCAGCGGGGCCAGCAGGAAAUCCCGGAGCCCCUGGAUCACCAGGGGCCAUGGGCCCCAUGGGGCCCCCAGGGAAGGAUGGCCUGGACGGGAAGGAUGGAGAGAAGGGAGGAAAGGGAGAUGGAGGUGAUCCGGGGAGGCCCGGGAACCCAGGCAAGCCAGGUGUGAAAGGGCGUGAAGGUGUUAUCGGCAAGGCUGGACCUCGAGGACUGAAGGGGCUACGAGGAACACCAGGGGUCGCUGGAAAACGAGGACUAAAAGGAGAGCUGGGUGACGUGGGCCAGCAGGGAGCUCCUGGAGGCUGCAACUGUGGCAGUGCAGCCCGAUCAGCCUUCUCUGUGGCAGUGACAAAGAGUUACCCUAAAGAGCUACUGCCCAUCCGCUUCAGCAGGAUCCUGCUGAAUGAGGGGAACCAUUACAAUGCGAGCAGUGGGAAGUUUGUCUGUGCUGUCCCCGGGGUCUAUUAUUUCACAUAUGAUAUCACUCUGGCAAAUAAGCACCUGGCCAUCGGGCUGGUCCACAAUGGACAGUACAAGAUCAAGACAUUUGAUGCAAAUACAGGGAACCAUGACGUGGCGUCUGGUUCUACUGUUCUCCACCUGCAGCAGUCUGAUCAGGUCUGGCUGCAGAUCUUCUACUCCGAGCAGAACGGACUCUUCUUUGACCCUUUUUGGACAGACAGCACCUUCACUGGCUUUCUUAUCUACGCUGACCAGGACUAUCUUAAAGAGGCUGAUAGAAAGGCUAAUGCUCAGGAUGACAGUUAAUAGCGUAAUCCUGAAAUAUCUUUGUUUAAUUUUAAUAACUGACUUAAUUUCACAUGAAAAUGUUAUGAAAAUCCACUUUUACAAAGGUUGCUCUAGAAUGGUAGGCCUCUGUGAAUUUCAGUUGUUUAACACGUUCUGACACCAGGGGGCACAAGGAAAGACAAAAGUCAACCACAGUUGGGGAACCACAUAAAAUGCUUUAAUAUUUCAAAGCCAUGUGUUUUGGCUGCAGUAUCCUUCAUGGUGCUGUGGUUCUGACAAAAUCUUUUAAAGUUUCUCCAAUAAGUAACAGAAUGAUUUCCUUCCUUUAGAUUUAUCUUAACAGGAGCUGCAAGGUUGGCACAGGGUUUUUUGUUGCUGUUGUUUUCAACAGAAGGUGGCACAAAGCCAUCUUCUUUUUAAAUACACAAAGACAACAUACAAUUGGAAGUGAAAUUAAACCAAUAUUGCUAUAUUAAUUUUACAGUAUAAUGUAUUCCUGAGCACACACAAUUGACUGUUUGACAAGUGAACAUAAAAACAAUUCAUUUCUACAUUUACCUUUAUUUUUUUAACAUAUGGUGAUGCAUUAAAAAUUUGGCCUGACACAACUAA
This is a messenger RNA of Siniperca chuatsi (mandarin fish), 1635 nucleotides long. RefSeq names its product C1q and TNF related 2 (gene c1qtnf2). The record is from RefSeq and is a predicted model, not a curated record. Lineage: Eukaryota; Metazoa; Chordata; Actinopteri; Centrarchiformes; Sinipercidae. The coding region runs from base 115 to 1041 and encodes 308 amino acids. Gene Ontology annotation, molecular function: protein binding. The transcript has 3 exons.